Messenger RNA from Cordyceps fumosorosea ARSEF 2679, 2721 nucleotides. Its product is annotated as C6 transcription factor. NCBI's taxonomy places the organism in Eukaryota, Fungi, Ascomycota, Sordariomycetes, Hypocreales, Cordycipitaceae. The record is from RefSeq and is a predicted model, not a curated record. Bases 1 to 2721 code for a protein of 906 amino acids. Gene Ontology annotation, biological process: DNA-templated transcription; regulation of DNA-templated transcription. The transcript has a single exon. Gene Ontology annotation, molecular function: DNA binding; zinc ion binding; DNA-binding transcription factor activity, RNA polymerase II-specific. Gene Ontology annotation, cellular component: nucleus.
AUGGGUUCCCUCACAACACUCGAGUCUCGUCCACGAAUGGCCCUGCCAGACACCCCACCAGAACUGGCGAGCCCGACGACUACUUCCCUAUCUUCCAGAUCCUCCCCCUCGGCAGAUCACGUCUGGCCCUCGCAAUCGCUAGCCGCCCUGCCAAUGUCCAGCUAUGACAAGACGGCCGGCCGUGACCAUGGCGCCGACGACCGUCGAGAGGGCACGCCGCCGAGCGCGUCCAGAAACCCGCAGCGCGAGCAGCUGCCUCCCCUCAGCAGCAUUUUUGGACCCCCGUCCUCCAUGCGGCCGCUGAGCGCCCUCCCGCCUCCGUAUCCGAUGCACUCGCCGCUCAGCCGUCCGCAUCUGCUGGCCGCACCGACCCAGAGCCCGCCACCGUACCUCCCCUCGCUGGCGGCGGACCCCAGAGCCGUCACCUCGUCGCACAUCAUGGGGCGGUCCUAUUCUGGCUCCAGAUCACCCAGGACCGGCGAAUCGAGGAUCGAUCGGGGCGACGGAGAGCAGCCCCAAUGGCCCCAGCAGGAUGCCGGCCGGCAGCAAGUAGAGUACGUGCUCGACGAGCCGGGCGCGUCUCGCAGGCACCUCCCGGAGUCGAGGGACGACGCGACCGAGUACAAGAACGAGGCAGGCGGCGGCGGCGGCAGCGGCACAGGGACCGCCUCGGAGAGUUCCGUCGACAAGGACGCCCUGGGCCCCAAGAUCUGGGCCGGCACGCACUACCUGCCGCGCUUCGUGCGGCAGGCCGAGGUCCCCGGCGAGGGCAUGUGCUACUUCUACGACGACGGCACCCACUGCAAGACGGUCAUUGAUGGGGAGCGCGUCAACGCGCUCUGGGGCGUCACCAAGGCGGGCAAGCCGCGGAAGCGGCUCGCCAUCGCGUGCGUCAUCUGCCGCGAGAAGAAGAUCAAGUGCGACCCGGACUAUCCGCGGUGCGUCCAGUGCGACAAGUUUGGCCGCGUCUGCACGUUCAAGACGGCCCCCAGGGGCGGCCACACCACCUCGCCCUCGGCGCAGCCGGCGGAACUCGUCCACGGGAACAACGCGGCGUCGUCCCCGCGAGCGGCUUCUCGAUCCUCGAGAUCACCCGUGGCCCAGCCAGCCGCUCAGAGCUUCGAGGAUGGCGGCAACAAGCGUCAGAAGCUGGGUGCCGGGUCCUACAGCCCUUCAAGAAGCAGGGAGUUUGCCCGCCCCGACGUCAUGGACCAUUCCAAAUCACCCCAGGUAUCGCAUCGACAUCCAUCGGACGCUUCCCGCAUCCCGGAUGAUGUCCUGGCGCGGGCCUGGCAUACGGACGUGUACGCAUCUGACCCUCACUCCGUCAAGGCCAUAACCGACGUCGUCACGCAAUUUUUUCUUCACGCCGACUCGGCCAUGCUCCUCAAGUUCCUGCCCGAGACGGCUUGGAAGGCACACGUCGCCGACCAGACCCGUCGAAAGCGCCUGGAGGACUUGAUGCUUCUCUAUAGCGUGCUCACCCUCGGGAUGGCUCUCUCCGGCGGCCCCAAGAACAUCGCGUUUGAGUACUGCCAAGUCGCGCAUUAUGCGCAGAAGAACCUGAGGUUCGACUGCCUGCAGCUCGUCCAGAGCCGCAUCAUCCUGGCCGCGUACUACAUCUCCGUUGAUCGCAUCUACGAGGCCAACGAGCUGCUAUCGUCCGCCUCAGCCGUCGCAGGCAGACUGCAGCUGACCGUGGAGCUCGAAAAGUCCGUCGCGGCGAACGUGAUGGUCUACCCGUUUGGCAUGACCCGGACCGGGUACAAGGAGAGCCGCCGCCGCACGCUGUGGUCGCUCUUCCUGCUCGAGAGGUUCAACGGGGUGUUUCCCCACAGGUCGGCGGCGAUGAUCAACCCGGAGGAUCUCUACAUCCGCCUGCCCACCGACGACCAGAGCUUCGAGGCGCAGGUCGAGCGGGACGAGCCGCUCUUCGACCCGUACCACCCGGCGCCGUCCUCACGACUCAACGUCCUGGCCGGGCUCGUGGAGAUGGCCCAUCUCUGGUCCGACUGCCAGGCCACACUGGGCCUCAUGGCGUGUCGCCCGGCCGCCGACGAGGCGGCCAGGAUGCAGACCCUGGCGAACAAGAUUGGAAGCUGGUUCACCUCCCUCCCCGAGAACCUGUCCUUUUCGACGAGUAACCUGCAAGACUCGGCGUACGCGGGCAGCGCCGGGUCGUUCCUCUCCAUGCAUCUGCUGCACCAUCACGCGAUGAUCAAGGCGAGCCGCCACCAUCCCUCGGCCGCGUCCCUGCACGGGCCGCAGGCGCAUGGCAGCGCCGCGCGCAGCUGCUUUGCCCAUGCCCGGGGUAUCGUGGACCUGCUGCAGACCGUCGAGAGGUUGCGCCGCACUCGACCCUCGUCGGCGCCUGCGCUGCUGCCCCGCGUGGCGGCCGCGGCGGUCGUCGAGGCGGUGGACGUCCUGAACGCCAGCGGCGCCGUGCGGAACCUGCCCGGCCAGAUCGACGGCGUGAGGGAGGCGCUUGCGUGCUUCGAGCGCCUGUCCUGGACGUGGGAGGACCUGGCUCGCUCCGAGGCUGCGGUUCGCAGACGGCUGGACGAGCUGCUGCACAUUCUCGAGCAGGGGCCGAGACCAACAGGGCCGAGCCAGGGCUACCGCAUCUUGGAGACGGUUUCCGACACCUACUGGCAAAUACACGAGCCGAUCAAUACCCAACUACCCAAAGAGAUGGAUGUGGUGUACACGAUGCCUCUCUAG